Messenger RNA from Merops nubicus (carmine bee-eater), 849 nucleotides. RefSeq names its product pleckstrin homology domain containing, family G (with RhoGef domain) member 7 (gene PLEKHG7). The annotation marks the transcript as partial. The transcript has 7 exons. NCBI's taxonomy places the organism in Eukaryota, Metazoa, Chordata, Aves, Coraciiformes, Meropidae. Gene Ontology annotation, molecular function: guanyl-nucleotide exchange factor activity. Gene Ontology annotation, biological process: Rho protein signal transduction. The record is from RefSeq and is a predicted model, not a curated record.
AGUAAAUCUUGGUGUGAAUUUAUAAAAGCACAACAGACUGAGCAGACAGAUGUCAACAGCCAGUUAGAAGUGAAAAAAGCAUCAGUGUGGGAGCUUUUCACAAGUGAAUGCACUUACUUUCUGGAUCAUUUGCUAGUUCUCAAGAUGAUAUUUAUGAACACUCUAAAAUACCUCCAGAGUAAUGAAAUUCUCUUGGAUGUGGGUUUGUGGAGAUUUCUUGCAAACUUAGAGGAAUUAAGCAAGUGGGGUGAACAAAACAAACAGUGCAAGAGGCUGCAUCUGCCGGAGCUGCUGGUCACUCCUUUGCAUCGACUGAUGCACUAACCCCUCCUCCUUAACAACAUCUGGAACAGGAGUACUGACAAAACAGAGAAAGGCUGUAUCCACUCACUUAGAGAGAAGGUGGAAAAGUCCAUACAAAGCACAAGACUCCUUGACGUCUACCUCUUCUUGUUCAAUGAUUUCCUAUUAAUUACUAAAACUAAACAUAACAAAAAGACUUACAGGGGCUCAGACACCGAUUUUAUCCCUGUCAGUCCUUCACUCACUCCUGAGCCAUAGUCCUUCAUAAGAAAGAGUGGGUUCUGCACAGUCCUAGACCAGCCCAUCUCACUAGACAGACUGGUAUUGAAAAACAUUUCAGUCUGCAGCCUGCAAAAUACUUUCCUAAUGCAGCAUGAAAAUAGGUAUUGUCAGUACAUAGCAGUCUUCUUGCUACAAGCUCAGACAGAGACUGCCAAGAAAACAUGGAUGUCACAGAUAGAAAUGGCCAUCUCCAGUUACACCACACAACAUGAAACCAAGAAAAGCACUGCUUCCUGCUUCCCAGCUGAAUCCUCUGAAAUUUAA